GCCUCUUGUAUUCGCCUUAGUCGGUGGUCUUUCGACGCGACGGCUGGCAGCUUGUGUGAGCAGUAUGGUGUAUCAAUGACGUCUUAAUCAAGUUCCAGCUACUAUAAAGUUGUACGCUCAUAAUGAGCGGCCCACUCGGCAUACUUGAACCUUACUCCUUUCAAGAUCCAGAUUACGCAGAUUCAGCAUGUCUGCCGCUCCAAAACCGAAGCAUGUUAUUAUCGUCGGCGGCUCUCUUGCUGGGCUGAUGCAUGCCCUGACCCUCCUUACACACUGUCCGUCAGCCAGGGUGACAAUUCUCGAAAGAUCACCGACGGCUCUUCUACACAACCAGGGCGCUGGAGUAGUAGCUGGCUCUGAUACGCAAGCUUUCUUCUCCCGCUAUGUAUGUCCUGGCCACGAUUUCGCCGUGUCGAGCAGGCGGAGACAAUACCUUGAUCGUAGCGGCGAAGUCAUCAAGCAAAGUGUAGAGGACAGGGAACAACGAAUGACGAGCUGGGAUACACUAUACCGUUUCCUGAGAUGGAGAGUCGACGGCAUGGAUAUCGAGGAUUACGUUUCCGGCUCUGACCUCGAGGAUCUACAAGCCAGGCUUUCAGACCAUAGCCAUGGCAACGCUGACUAUCUGUAUGGAUGCAAGGUCCUAUCUGUUGAAGACAUGGGGCCAACGGAAGGCGUUCUCGUGUGCUGGACCAAUAAGUCCGGUGAGGAAGCGCAAGCAACAGCAGAUCUAGUGAUAGCUGCCGAUGGAGCGAACUCGUCGGUACGCAAGACGUUAUUGCCAUCCGUCGAACGUACCUACGCUGGAUACGUCGCAGUCAGAGGUACUGUACCGGAAGACGAGAUCUCAGAAUCUGCGACGGAGACUUUCAUCGAGAAGUUCACUUUCUUCCACACCGAGGGCACGCAAAUUCUGGCCUAUGUAAUCCCAGGAGACCAUGGCACGCUGGAGCCUGGUAAAAGAUUGGUCAAUUGGGUCUGGUACAGGAACUAUAUCGAUGACAGCGGAGAGCUCGCGGAUCUCAUGACAGGUAAAGAUGGGACACGCCAUCGUGUAACUCUACCCCCUGAUCAGAUGAAGAAUGAAGCCUGGGUCAAACAGAAACAGGACGCCAAAGACAUCUUGCCACCUCAAUUUGCUGAGCUGGUUGACAAAACGACACAUCCGUUUGUGCAAGCCAUCACUGAUAAUAUGUCCCCUACCAACCAGUGUUGUGGUGGAAGGUUGUACUUAGUGGGUGAUGCACUGGCGGGCUUCCGCCCUCAUACGGCGGCUUCGACAAAUCAGGCAGCGUUUGAUGCAUCAACGCUCGGCGAGUGGCUUAAAGGAAAGAUCGAUGGCAAGGCAUAUAACGACAGAAUCAUGCAUCAUGCUAUAGACGGUCAGAGACAUGGUGUCGAGCUUGGCGAGAGGAGUCAGUUUGGCAGGCAUCCUUUUGCUAGCUAGAACUACUAUUCUGUCUAACCACGCCACAAGCAAGAAGAAGGGAGAGAGAAUGAGACGAAAACGUGAUUUUCACCCAUCAUGUCAGCUGCAUUGGCUCAGGAAGGAUAGUGAUACAAUAUCUACUUGUAACAAAUGAAAUGGAGCAUCGAUGAU
This is a messenger RNA of Aureobasidium subglaciale EXF-2481, 1600 nucleotides long. RefSeq lists its product as uncharacterized. The transcript has a single exon. The coding region runs from base 188 to 1447 and encodes 419 amino acids. NCBI's taxonomy places the organism in Eukaryota, Fungi, Ascomycota, Dothideomycetes, Dothideales, Saccotheciaceae. Gene Ontology annotation, molecular function: FAD binding. The record is from RefSeq and is a predicted model, not a curated record.